This is a messenger RNA of Neodiprion fabricii, 2675 nucleotides long. It is a transcript of the gene AlkB, whose product is annotated as nucleic acid dioxygenase ALKBH1. Gene Ontology annotation, biological process: oxidative RNA demethylation. The record is from RefSeq and is a predicted model, not a curated record. Gene Ontology annotation, molecular function: oxidative RNA demethylase activity; ferrous iron binding; broad specificity oxidative DNA demethylase activity. The transcript is spliced from 4 exons. Bases 153 to 1085 code for a protein of 310 amino acids. Gene Ontology annotation, cellular component: nucleus; cytoplasm. NCBI's taxonomy places the organism in Eukaryota, Metazoa, Arthropoda, Insecta, Hymenoptera, Diprionidae.
UAUUAUUAUAUCAUGACAUAAUUUUGUAUCUUAUACAUACAAAUGCAUACACAGGUUUUUCUCUGCAUACACGAAGAGACUAUGCGUAGAGAUGCCCAUUAUCAAACGAUCAUCCCUUUAAAAAUGGGUGCCCGCGUAACUUUUUGAGAGAAAUGUUCAAAGACUCUUUUAAGUAUUACAAAAGCAGGGACCCACCCCCUGAUCUUGAUGCUGUUAUCGAUCUUAAAAAUCCAGAUUUAUUCAAAGUUAGAAAAAUUUCACCUGUUGCCAUUGAGGAGGAGCAAUCUUCGCUAGGGCUCAGGUCUACCGAGGAUUGGAAUAUUUACGAAAUUAUCGCCAAACCGGGUCUCAUUUUUAUCGAAAAUCCUUUCACCAGCGCCGGUCAACGGUAUUGGAUAACAAGAUGCGUUAAAGAUUAUUCAAAGAAGCCAAACAAAACGAAUCUUGAUUUGCACCAAGUCUUAUCAGAGAAUGAAAACUGGUGGGAUGUGUGCUCUGAUAAUGUUGAGCGAGCCAAAGUUCUUUUGCCAAAAUUAAGAUGGGCAACGCUAGGUUAUCACCACAAUUGGGACACAAAAGUGUACUCCGAAAACUUCAAAGGCCAAAUGCCCGAUGACAUGGUAGACCUCACAGAAUAUCUUGCGAGAAUUUCUGGUCUAUGUCAUUUCAAAGCGGAAUCAGCUAUAAUCAAUUAUUACAGAAUGAAUUCAACUCUCUCCGGGCAUACGGAUAAAUCUGAAAUAGAUUAUGAAGCACCAUUAUUCUCUGUCAGUUUUGGUCAGACUGGAAUAUUUUUAGUCGGGGGCUUAUCGCUCGAAGAUCCAGCCGAUGCCCUGUUACUACGAAGUGGAGAUGUUGUUGUCAUGUCAAAAGGUUCCCGCCUCAGGUAUCACGGUGUGCCUAAAAUCUUACAAGCAGAUUCUAUGCCUUGGAAAAAUCAAAAUUCUACGAACGAUUGCAAAUCUAAGAAGAUGUGCAUCGACUGGGAUAAAAUAAUGUCAUACAUCUCUGAAUCCCGCGUGAAUAUGAAUGUCAGGCAGGUCUUAAGACCAGGACAAGUUUCGCUUGAUGAUAAAGUUUUGUAAAUAUAUUCUUAUAUUGCAGUAUUAACCAAAGUCAAUAUUUUUUUACACAUAUAAUGAAUUGGUGGUAUAGAAAAUUGAAAUUUAUUGAUAGAUAUAGCUAUAGCGGCUCGAUAAAUUCUGAAAAAAUUGCUCAUUGCUCAAAACGUAGAUGCAGUCAGAUUUCCCAUAUUUAAAAAUCAAGGACUGAAAAAUCCUACGUUAUGUUAUUAAAAAAUUGUCAUAUCUUUUCAGUCAUUUGAUUUUUGGCUUUCUGUUUUAAAAAUGGCACCGUAUAUUUUAGUUCGUUUUUUACUAUCAGUGCAUUUGAAAUAAGUGCUCAAAUUAAACCUUGGCUUUAAUAAACUUGAAACCUGAGUUUUCAAAUUCAUAGAAUUCAAAUUCUCCGAGUUAUCGCAUGUUUAAUGUAUGAAGUUAUUUAUAAACACUUUAUAAAUCAAUUGAAAUUAGAAGUUAUAUUAUUAAUACCGGUUAUAUGUUUUUUAUUCGUAAUAUAAUAUCAGCAAUAAUAUAAAUUACAUAUAUUAUUAAAAAUCAUACGAUAUAUUGCUUGGCAGAAUUAUGUCAUAUCUGUCUGGUGAAUCCUUUCACCAUUUCAUUCGGAGCUGAAUUAUAAAUUAUUUAAAAGUUUUAUAUUUCUUGCGGGAAUAUAUUUGAAAUAUUCAAAAAAUUCCAAGCAAUAGACGCCAUUUUAACAAGGAAGUAUCUGCGUGUAUUAAGACGAUUUUUUCUGUUCAAAUUGUCAACCUUCAACUCAUCUUCUGCGAGACGAAUAUUAUCUAUUACAUUUUUCGGCUUUGAGGAUACUCCAUUUACAAAAUACUUGUCUGCUACGUCUACAUUGGCAACAUGCGGUUUGAGCAAUAUCGAAAUUGCAAUUCGAAUUCCGUUUCUUAGAACAAAUUUUUUCGACGAUUCCGAAUCACCGAUGCUGGUCAUUUUAGACUUCAAGCAGGUGAAAAAUUGCUGGAAAAAGAGGCAGGACUCACUUACAACUGUCAUUUAAUAAUUGCAUUAUAGAUUUAACAUAUUUCACACGGGAACCGAUGGUUUCUGUCCACAAUUUUACAGACUUUAAAGAAACUGUGUAAGACUCUUAUUUGCGCUGGACGCUGCAAAGUCUGGGAGUUAAUGCCGCGCAAAACGUGAACAGAAAAUCAAAAGCGGAUUUAUUUGACACUAAAAUUAAUUCCCUUUGAUUUGAAAUCCUCGAAAAUAAGUAAAUAAAAGGAUUUGAGGAUUGAAACUUACUGUUUUUUUGUUGAAAUUUCAAUAUAUUCAUCCUUGUUAAAACUUUGUCGUAAGCUUGUUUUAAAUUAUUUCACGCUGCCAUUAUCUUCUUCCGUGCGGAUUUGAGGGCUUACCAUAUCAGUUUUACAUGACAUUUUUUACACAUAAAAACAACGAUCUUCCAUUGUCAAUAAUAUUUCACCGCGGGAUCCGUUAAUUUUAGCAUAAAUUUAAUAGUGAUCCGCUCGACUGCAAAAAAAAAAAACACACACUUCCUCUCCUUAUUAUUAUUAUGUGUAAUUAUAACAGAUUCGAUGCUUUUGAAUCAAAAUAUAGUAUUACAAAAUAUGUAGCACGUAUUCU